Messenger RNA from Vespula pensylvanica (western yellowjacket), 2294 nucleotides. RefSeq names its product BTB/POZ domain-containing adapter for CUL3-mediated RhoA degradation protein 3. Lineage: Eukaryota; Metazoa; Arthropoda; Insecta; Hymenoptera; Vespidae. The record is from RefSeq and is a predicted model, not a curated record. Bases 682 to 1560 code for a protein of 292 amino acids. The transcript has 4 exons. Gene Ontology annotation, molecular function: protein binding. Gene Ontology annotation, biological process: protein homooligomerization.
CCAACAUAGAAGAGAACGCAUCAGGUGCGCACAUUAUACACGCGAUACGAUAUCUAUAUUGAAGCUUGACGAUCCUGGCUCGUCGUUCGUGCCACUAGUCAUUCAGCAAAAUGGGGGUACGGUAGGAUGCAUUCUUUCGUGUCGAAUCGCGCAAAGAGCCUGUGUUAUUUGUAAUAUCUACGUUAAUAAUAAGAAUCAUUUACGAUUACGAUGAGGUUAUUCGAGGCUACUUAAAAGGGGACAAUUAUCUAAUAAUUAUUAGUUCGUUCGUCGUUCGAAAAAGUAAAAAAUAAAAAAAAAUAAAAAAAAAGAGAGGAAAAGUAAAAGGGGAAAAAGAGAAGAAGAAGAAGAAGAAAGAAAGAAAAAAAAAAGGAAAGAAGAAAAAAUUCGAUCGAGUGCGUCGAGUGCCUAACUUCGUGUCGUCGUCGUCGUCGUCGUCGUCGUCGUCGUUGUCGUUGUACGGUGGAUUUGACACUUUGAAAAAAAAAAAAAAAAAGAGAGAGAAAAAGAAAAACGAUAAAAGGAAGAAAAAAAAAAAGAAAGAUAGAAGAACUCGCUAUAUCACACUUUACUCCCCUCUCUUUUACAUUUCUUUAUAUUCGUCUUAUUUAACUUAUUCUCGGAUAUAUACGUUUUUCGAUUAAUUAAUUAAACGUUUUUGGAGUUGUGUCGAAGCUCGUUAUGUCUGGAAAUCAUAAGACGGUGAUUAAGUGUCCUUCGGAGUACGUCAAGUUGAAUAUCGGUGGUUCGUUACAUUAUACGACUUUGGGUACAUUGCAAAAACAUGACACGAUGUUACGCGCCAUGUUCAGUGGUCGUAUGGAGGUUCUUACCGACUCCGAAGGAUGGAUAUUAAUUGAUCGGUGCGGGAAACAUUUUGGUACAAUUUUGAAUUUCCUAAGAGACGGCUCUGUACCAUUGCCAGAAAGCGCGAAAGAGAUGGCUGAACUUUUGGCAGAAGCUAAAUACUAUUGUAUCAGCGAAUUAGCUGAAUCGUGCGAACAGGCACUUCUUAGGAAAGAACGCGAAGCAGAAUCUAUUUGUACCGUCUCAUUAAUUACGUCUCAAAGAGAAGAACAACUUCUUAUAAGUAAUACUGCUAAGCCAGUAGUAAAACUUAUUAUAAAUAGGCACAAUAACAAAUAUUCAUAUACAAGUACAUCAGACGACAAUCUAUUAAAAAAUAUAGAAUUAUUUGAUAAAAUGUCUCUUAGAUUUAAUGGUAGGGUGCUAUUUAUCAAGGAUGUAAUUGGUUCGAGUGAAAUUUGCUGUUGGACAUUUUAUGGUCAUGGUCGUAAAGUAGCUGAAGUAUGCUGCCAUUCGAUUGUAUAUACAACCGAUAAAAAACAUACAAAGGUUGAAUUUCCAGAAGCUCGCAUUUAUGAGGAAAUGUUAAAUAUUUUAUUAUACGAGCAUCGUAAUGGACCCGAUCAAGAAUUAAUGCAAGCAACGUCUUCUCGCGGUGCUGUAGGUGGUGCGCCACCUUGUACAUCCGACGAAGAAGAGGGUGAGCGUUCCGGUUUGGCUCGCCUUCGCUCCAACAAACAAAAUACCAACUGACCCAACCUUACCAUCCUUAACCCGCAAAAUCCAGCAAUCUGUACAAUUUUUAAUGUUGUUCGCUCUCUUAAAACUCGAACUAAUAUAAAAUAGGAUAUAUAUUAGUAAAAGGACAGGAGAUGCAACAUAUGCAUACACUAAAAAAUUCAAUGUUAUGUGCCCUUGCUCCUCUUUCUCUAUCUCUUUUCUUCACAUACAAAAAUACGUAAACUAUAAUGCUAAACUCUCAACAAAAUGACAAUCUGUAAUGUCAUUGAAUUUUACAUUGCAAUAGUAUCUUUUUUUUUUGUUGUUGUUGUAACGGUGUAUCUUAACUCCUCACGUGUCUAGAAUAGUAUUUAAAUUGAUGUCAAAGCAGAAUGACAAACUCAUAUUUAGAUAUAUUCUACCUGUUUAUUGCUAAAGUAAAAAUGGAUUACAUUUUUUCAGACUUUUAUUAUAAGGAAUAAUGAUACAUAUAAAAAUAUAUAUAUAUAUAAUAUAUAUAUAUAUAUAUAUAUAAACAUAUAUAUAAAAAAUAUAUAUACAUACAGGAGAUUAGAUAUCUAAGUACUUUUUAUGUGCCAAACAUUAUAUUACAAGUCUAAAUUGUCAUUCUGCAAUGAAUGGAAUUACUAAAUUAUAAUGCAUUUUAUAUCAUAUUAGAAUUGCACUGUUACCUCUGUUAUGAGUAUUAGAUAUACUGUUAUUAUUAUUACUUUUAUUUCUAUUAUUAUUAUUAUUAUUAUUAUUAU